Messenger RNA from Girardinichthys multiradiatus, 1460 nucleotides. It is a transcript of the gene entr1, whose product is annotated as endosome associated trafficking regulator 1. Lineage: Eukaryota; Metazoa; Chordata; Actinopteri; Cyprinodontiformes; Goodeidae. The record is from RefSeq and is a predicted model, not a curated record. Gene Ontology annotation, cellular component: ciliary basal body; early endosome; midbody. Bases 151 to 1029 code for a protein of 292 amino acids. Gene Ontology annotation, biological process: positive regulation of protein localization to cilium; regulation of cytokinesis; positive regulation of cilium assembly. The transcript has 9 exons.
CGGAAGUGAGUUUCUGGGUCUGGUCUGGUUCAGUUUAGGGCAGAUUAUGGGACUGGCGGAUCAAUAACAUGAUCGAUAAGAGAUCGAUUACCCAGAGGCGCCGCUGACAGCCGACCCAAGUCGAACCCGGUCGGUCCGGUCAGGUUCGUCAUGUCCAGACAGAGGGGCGGGAAGACCCUGAUCAUCACAGAUGAUGAGGAGGAGAAGCAGGAUGAGCUGAACCCAUUCUCCUUCAAAGAGUUUCUGCGCUGGAAGAACCAGGACCAAAACCACCACCCGGAUCAGGAUCAAACACACAGAAAGGAGGAGGAGUUGGAGCAGAGCUUCCAGUCAUUUGUUGACAGCAGCUCCUCCCUCUGCACUAACGAGGAGGACGAUGCAGAUGAAGAUAUCGAGGAAAAGGAGACAAGGUUCUCCUCUAAACCUGAAGGAGCUGCAGGAGGAGAGAACUAUGAAGGAGAUGAUGAGAUCUCCAUGACUGAAGCAGCUGGCUCCUGCAGGGGGAGGAGCGGGAGGAGCAGCCAGGUCCAGCAGCUGAAGGAGGAGAACACCUCGCUAAGGAGAACCCUCAGGGAGCUGCAGAGGAGAGCCGAUCUCCAUCAGUGCAGGGUGUCAGAGCUGUCUGAGGAGCUGCUGCAGAGGAGGCGUCAGGAGGAGAAGGAGGCGCGGGACCUGGAGAGCAUGGUCCACUCUGUGGAGCAGAACCUGCAGCUGAUGACGAGACGAGCAGUGAAGGCUGAAAACACAGUUUCCAGACUGAAGGCGGAGCUUCAACAGCUGCAGGUGGAGGUGGACUCUCUGCGAUCAGAAAACAACCGUCUGAAUGCUGCAGAAUCUCAGGUUGUCAUGACGAUGAGACAAAAUGCUCAGGUGGCGUCUGAGUACCUGAACAAGUCGGCAAGCCACGCCCACUCCUCCAUCAGCUGCUGGAGGAAGCAGAGACUCUACGUUUGGUUUCUCAUCUCCUGCAGUCCAUCGAUAAGAUCUCCAUCGUCCACAAUGAAACUUGAACACCUACAGGACACCUGAGGAUGUGGUUGCCAUGGAAAUGGUGGAGUUGGAGCCCCAAGCUUCUACUAUGAGAAGCAGAGAGGAACAAUGAUAAAGAUUUAUUUUCAGCUCUGCACAUUUGCUCUGUUUUUGGACUCAUUUUUAAUAGUAAAACUUUUAUUGGUUUGAUUUCUGUAAAAUUAUGUGAUGUAAAGCUUUAGUUCUGCAGAUUAUCUUAACCUUUUUUAUGUGGGUUUUAGUGCAGAUGUCUCAUCCAGGUUCUGAAUAAGAUGAUCAGAUAUGACAAAAUCAUUUAUUACAUUUUAUUUUCUGUUGAUUUGAGCUCUAACCUCAGUUUUAGUUUUUUAAAUCUGCAUGAUCCAUAAUUCUUCUUUGUACUUUUUCUUUAUCCGCAAUAACUGACUUUCAUUUUUAUGUGCAGAGACAAAAUAAAAACCAGAAAUAAAUAA